AUGCCUUCCUCCUCCCCCUGCUACCGCCGCAGCGUCCUCUUCCUGGCCCUCCUCCUCUCGGCGUGCCUCUCGGCGCCGCGGGCGGCGAACGGCGCCGGGGGAGCCCCCGGCGGCGGUGGAGAUGCCGCGGCAAUGCAGGCGCUGCGGCGGGCCCUGGCGCCGCCGGGCUGGGGCUCGGGCGCGGACCACUGCGCGUGGCGCGGCGUCACCUGCUCCCCCGCCGCCGCCGGCGCGGUCACCGCGAUCGAGCUGCCGCGCCGGGGGCUCCGGGGGGACUUCUCGGCCGCCGCCGCGCUCCGCGCGCUGGCGCGCCUCGACCUCUCCGCCAACUCGCUCAGCGGCGCCCUCCCGCCGGCGCUGGGCGCGCUCGCCCGCCUCGAGUUCCUCGACCUCUCCAUGAACGCGCUGACGGGCGCCGUGCCGGCUGCGCUCGCCGGCGCGUCGGGGCUCCGGUUCCUGAACCUCUCCAACAACGCGCUGUCCGGCGGCAUCCCCGACGAGCUGAGGGCGCUCAGGGCGCUCCAGGAGCUGCAGAUUUCGGGGAACAACCUCACGGGCGCGCUCCCCGGCUGGCUGGCGGGGCUCCAGGCGCUCCGCGUGCUGUCCGCCUACGAGAACGCGCUGUCCGGCCCGAUCCCGCCGGGGCUCGGGCUCUCGUCGGAGCUCCAGGUGCUCAACCUCCACUCCAACGCGCUCGAGGGGAGCAUCCCCGGCAGCCUCUUCGAGCGCGGCAACCUGCAGGUCCUCAUCCUCACCCUCAACCGCCUCAACGGCACCAUCCCCGAUGCCAUCGGCCGCUGCCGCGGCCUCUCCAACGUGCGCAUCGGCGACAACCUCCUCUCCGGCGCCAUCCCGGCGUCGGUCGGGGACGCCACCAGCCUCACCUACUUCGAGGCCAACACCAACGACCUGUCCGGCGGGAUCCCCACGCAGUUCGCGCGGUGCGCCAACCUGACGCUGCUCAAUCUGGCAAACAACCGCCUCGCCGGCGAGGUGCCGGAUGUUCUCGGCGAGCUCAGGAGCCUGCAGGAGCUCAUCGUGUCUGGCAACGGCCUCGGCGGCGAGUUCCCGAGAUCGAUCCUGCGGUGCCGGAACCUCAGCAAGCUCGACUUGAGCUACAAUGCUUUCCGUGGUGACUUGCCGGAGAACAUCUGCAACGGGUCACGGAUGCAGUUCCUUCUGCUCGAUCACAAUGAGUUCUCCGGAGGCAUUCCGGCAGGGAUUGGGGGCUGUACCCGGCUGCUCGAGCUGCAGCUCGGUAACAACAACCUCAGUGGUGAAAUUCCAGCUGAGAUAGGCAAGGUGAAGAGCCUGCAGAUUGCGCUGAACCUUAGCUUCAAUCACUUUACUGGGCCGCUGCCCCAUGAGCUUGGGCGGCUUGAUAAGCUUGUCAUGCUGGACUUGUCGAGCAAUGAGAUAUCCAGUCAGAUCCCAGGUGAUAUGAGAGGGAUGCUGAGCUUGAUUGAGGUCAAUCUGUCAAAUAACCGGCUCAGCGGUGCCAUACCGGUUUUCGGACCGUUCCAGAAGAGCGCGGCCUCCAGCUUCUCCGGCAACGCCAAGCUGUGUGGCGACCCACUGAAUGUGGACUGUGGAUCAAUUUAUGGCUCCAAUUAUGGAAUGGACCACAGGGGGAUAUCUUACAGGGUGGCUUUGGCAGUUGUUGGUUCUUGUGUGCUCAUCUUCUCACUGGUGUCAUUGGUGGUGGCAUUGUUCAUGUGGCGUGAGAGGCAGGAGAAGGAGGAAGAGGCAAAGAAGGCCGAGGCAGGGGAGGUGGUGGUGGCAGCCCCGCAGGUCGGGGCCUCAGCCGUGUUCAUCGAGAGCUUGCAGCAGGCCAUUGAUUUCCAGAGCUGCAUGAAGGCGACAUUCAAAGAUGCGAAUGAAGUGAGCAACGGAACAUUCAGCACUAUCUACAAAGCCGUCAUGCCGUCUGGCAUGGUGGUGUGUGUCAAGAAGCUGAAGUCUGUGGACCAUGCGGUCAUCCAUCAGCAGGAGAAGAUGGUCCGAGAGCUCGAGCGCUUUGCCCACAUCAACCACAAGAACCUGGUCCGGCCGAUUGGCUUUGUCAUCUAUGACGACGUCGCGCUACUGCUGCACCACCAUAUGCCAAACGGCACCCUGCUUCAGUUGCUGCACAAUGGUGGUGAUACUGAUGGCGAGAAGCAGAAACCUGACUGGCCAAGGCUGCUAUCGAUUGCCAUUGAUGUCGCCGAAGGGCUGGCAUUCCUCCAUCAGGUUGCCACCAUUCACCUCGACAUUUGUUCAGGGAACGUCUUCCUUGACUCGCAUUACAAUGCGCUUCUCGGUGAAGUUGAGAUCUCCAAGCUGCUGGACCCUUCAAAGGGCACGGCCAGCAUCAGCACGGUUGCGGGCUCAUUUGGUUACAUUCCUCCAGAGUAUGCCUACACGAUGCAGGUGACGGUGCCCGGCAAUGUGUACAGCUACGGGGUGGUCCUGCUGGAGAUCCUGACAUCCAAGCUACCCGUGGAUGAGGUGUUCGACGAGGGCGUGGACCUCGUCAAGUGGGUGCACGCCGCACCGGCGAGGGGUGAGACGCCGGAGCAGAUCAUGGACCCCCGGCUGAGCACCGUGUCGUUCGCGUGGCGCAGGCAGAUGCUCGCUGUGCUCAAGGUCGCAAUGCUGUGCACGGAGCGCGCCCCGGCGAAGCGGCCCAGGAUGAAGAAGGUGGUGGAGAUGCUGCAAGAGGCCAAGAACAGCUGA
This is a messenger RNA of Miscanthus lutarioriparius, 2718 nucleotides long. Lineage: Eukaryota; Viridiplantae; Streptophyta; Magnoliopsida; Poales; Poaceae. The record is from the annotation of a GenBank genome assembly.